AUGUCGCCACCUUCCAAUAUCCCAUCGUCGACCUCUCAGCUGCAGAGAUUCAAAUCGCAGCUGAAUGAUCUCGUGGCCCGCGAGAGAGCCCACACCCAAGCUACUGCCGCCGUCAUUCCCGAGUCGCCCAUCGAGGCGUUCCUCCAAAAGCCCGAGACCCCCAAGGAGAACAACAACUUCAUGGCGUCGACACGGGGAUGCAGCACCUAUCCAACUGAUCAGCUGCAGAUGAUGGCAUCGCAGCUAGCAGAGGCGAGACGCAAUGGAGAGUUUCCUACCACCAAGGCGUCUCCCAUGGAUGUUGAUGCAACCAUCGAGGACUACCAGGCUCUGACACGGCUUCGGCAGCUUCGUGGUAACCCCAUGUGCCCUGCCCCUGAGGCUUACAACCACCUUCGCAUCGAAAUCACCCGCCGUAUCAGAGAACGUGAUGCACUGAGCGGGGAUGAUGAGACCGAGGGUGCAGCAGCUCGUCGGGUCGACACAUAUCUUCAGGCUGUUCAGCAUGAGAACCGUUACUUUGCUGCUGCGAACAAGCCUAUGCCCCAACGCCGUGUACAAACCGCCAACAAAGGCAACAACGGUUGCAAUGGUCAGAUCACUAAGAGCAACGCGAAUGGGUCUGACGAGAAGAUGCGUUCCAUGGUCGAGCAGACUAUCGAGCAAGGCAUCGCUGAUGCCACUGGCCCUCUUCGCAUGAACGUGGGCAAGCUUGACGCUCAAGCAAGCACACUUCGACGCCAGAGUGACACCAUGGGCCAGCAGAUCGAGAUGCAGCAGCAAACCGUCUCGGCCCUGCAGACCAUGAUCCAGCCCCAGGCCUUCAACAUCCAAGCCACCACCCAGAACCUCGCCAUGACCCACGGGCUCGCCAACCAACUCUCACAGAUCGCCAAUGAUCUUCCCCAAUCCAUCAACCAAGCCGUCAACUCGGCUUUACAGGAGCACACUCAAGCUUCACUCAACGGCCUCCUCGAGGCCCAGCGACAAGCCAUCCACGACAUCGAGAUGCGCACUCAGCGUCUGAACGAGCUGAACCGCGAGGCCGAGGCCCGAGACAGCACCACGCGCAGCAGAACAAACUCGACCGCGAGUGCCAGAGACCGUUCCAAGAUCCAGAGCUUCUUUCAGAAGACGUUUGGACGUACGAACUAG
Messenger RNA from Fusarium vanettenii 77-13-4, 1155 nucleotides. RefSeq lists its product as uncharacterized. The record is from RefSeq and is a predicted model, not a curated record. NCBI's taxonomy places the organism in Eukaryota, Fungi, Ascomycota, Sordariomycetes, Hypocreales, Nectriaceae. The transcript has a single exon. Bases 1 to 1155 code for a protein of 384 amino acids.